Messenger RNA from Symbiodinium sp. CCMP2592, 2301 nucleotides. Lineage: Eukaryota; Dinophyceae; Suessiales; Symbiodiniaceae. The record is from the annotation of a GenBank genome assembly.
AUGUGGAAUGGGCUGCUACAAGCUGUGGAGCGCCGAUGGCGACGGGACAGCGAUGCUCGGAAUUCUCAGCUCAAGUUAUUGGGUGGUGCGGGCGUGGUGAUCGGCGCAGUGCUGCUGGUGGCACGACGCCUUGCAGCGAAGUCCCAGCCUCCACCAGUGUACAUUGCGCUGUCUGCUGCGCUUCAGCUCUUGAGACAGAGGAAAGUACAGGAGCUGCUCUACAGCGAGGGCGGCCUCCUGACACUGCAGAUGAAGGAAAGCCAGGCGGGCUCUCGAUUUCUUUCUCAGCUUGUGCCUGGCAGCGAGGCGAAGGUUUUCGACGUGGCCGAUGAGGCCCUGGUCUCCCUCCGCUUCGCGGCACCAGCAAAGGGCACCUCCCAGGCGCUCUCCUUGCUGCUGCCCUUGAUCUUCUUAUUUGUGUGGUAUCAGGUUGCAAAGUCACUGAUCACACGAGAAAACAAGUGGACACCGACAAGAAGUCGUCUGCCCCGAGAAAGAACGACCUUUGCGGACGUUGUGAGCCGCAGCAAGGUUGAGCUCAGUGAGAUCGUGGAAUACCUGAACCACCCUGCGAAGUUUAAGGAGGCCGGUGCGAAAAUGCCUCGUGGGGCCCUCCUUGUCGGCCCAAGCGGCACGGGGAAGACCCUGCUGGCGCGAGCAGUUGCCGGUGAGGCAAACUGCAGCUUCCUCAGUGCCUCUGCCUCGGAGUUCGUCGAGGCCUGCACGUCGGUCUCAAGCUCGAGGGGCCUAGGCACCCAGGGGCCCGGCUCGGGAGCGCCGAGAGCCGCGUGGUCGGCUGGUGGAGCCAUGGACGCGAAGAAAGGGGGACGGGACCGCGUUUGGGAGGGUGGUCAUACUGUUAUUGACCACUUCAGCCCUUUCUACAGCAAGUAUGCUGACACCACAGCAGCCAAUGACAGGAUCCGCGAGGCUGCCAUGCUGAUGUGCGUGACAGAAGGGCAGAUAGAGGAUGGAGACCUGGAAGAGGCAACGACAGCGUCUGAAGGCUGCCUGGAAAUUUUCAGAGAAGAGGGUGACGAAAGAGGUACACGCGAUGCCCUCCGACUAGUUAUCCACGUUUACCGUGCAAAGGCGGACGAGGCCCGCAACAAAGGCGAACGAGCUGACGCUCGUGAGCUGCUAGAGAAGGCCGAAGCUAUGGCAGAGGAGGAACUUUCGAACUACCGAGACGCCGGCGACGACCUUGGUCAGGGCUGUAUGCUGCUCUCGAUGGCGGAAGCCGCCUGCGCCUACCGGGGAAGCUCCAAGCGGGACGAGGCGCUUGAGAACGCCGAAGAAGCGCUGGCGAUUUUCCGCGAGGUCAAGGAUCCCAAGUACGAAGGUCUCGCCGCGCUCAGCGUCGCAGAGGUGUACUUCCGUAAGCGGAACUUCCACGCGGCGCGAAGAGCUGCAGCGGAGGCCACCGAGAUCUUUAAGGGAAUCGAUGACAAGCUCUGCCAGGCCAUGUCUCUACACAUGGGCGCGGCCACCGAAGCCAGGGCAGGUGUCUUAGAGAUGGCCAUCCGUCUUGGCCGAAAGUCUUUGAAGAUCUUGCAAGAAAGUGGCUCCAAGAAGCAGCAGAUGGCGAGUCUGCUCGCUCUGGGCCAGUUCUACCUCAUGCGGGAGGACGCCCGGCUGUCGCUCUCCAUGGGUGAGGCCGCCAUGGCACUCCUUCAGGAGCUCUGCAGGCAGAAGCCAGGGCUCUAUGCUCUGUUUCGAAUCAUGCAGCAUCAUGAAACUGUGACUUUGUCCAGUCAUGAGGAGUUAGAUGACGCACUCGCCUGGGAGGGCGUCGCCAUCGGCUUCCUCGUAGAAGCGUACAUCCUCAACAACCAGUCUGAGAAGGCCGUGCAGCUCUGCAAGGAGGCCUUGGAGCGCGCGCGGCCGCGCACGGAUCAGAAGAGGGAGACUGUCUACCUCCUGCAUCAUCUGAUCCACGCCUUGUCCGUCUACGGCGACAUUGACCAAGUACUCGAGGUCUCAGACGAAGCCCUGGCAUUAUCCACAGAGGUUGGCUGCAUGCGCUUGAAAGCGCACGUCUACGAAGAGCUUAGCCACGCUCAUCUGCUGGCAGAGCAGAACAACGAUGCGCUCUAUGCAGCAAAGGAAGCAGUGGGCCUGCUCAAAGAUUUGGGUGCAGACCACGACGAGAUCACCACGCGACUCCAGGUCCUGUGCCCGGAAACGGCUUUCUGCUAUGCCGGUCAGCUUACAGUGAUGCUUGUUUCAAGUUUGGGUUGUUACGAGAGUGAGUAUAUAAUCUUCAAAGCAUCACACUGUCAUGUACUGCAGCAUGAUUGA